AUGUCGACAACGCGGUUGCCCUGCGUCCCUUCAAUUAGGAGGCAGCAGCUACAUCUGGAGUUCGCGAGCUUGCGGAAUGCGGCACCACCAGGGGUCUACGUGAGCCUGGCACCGGGCGACCCCACGCUCUGGAGCGGUGUCAUCUUCGUUCGCUCCGGCCCCUAUGCCUCCGCCAUUGUCCGCUUCCAGAUCCGCUUCCCCGACGUCUACCCCGACCUCCCACCGCUUGUCACCUUCACAACCGAUGUUUUCCACCCAUUGAUCGUGCCCCUUACCACAUACACAUUCAGCACCAACUCAACAAGCGACGACCCGGUCAGCGCGACUGACGAGGAACGACUGCCACCUGGUGGGUUCAGCCUCCGCCAUGGAUUUCCCCACUGGUUUGGCAGGGCCAAGCGACGAAGCGGUGUCGCGUCCGGAAAGUCGUCUCGGAACGUGAGUGGUCCCAGCACUGGCACUGCAUCUGUUGGUGCAGGAAAAGCACCGAGUGGCCCCGCGACAGAGGGCAAUGCGUCCGAGGGACGGAGUUCCGGGGUCGACUCCCCGAGCAACCCACAUGACGAGGACAGAGGAUCCAACGAUGAGCCUUCUCGUAUGGCCCAAGUACCGUCCGUGGAUCAAUUCACCGAACCGAAAAAGUUUGUGCCUGUCGCCGAGUUAUUGGAUUAUAUUCGAUCGACCUUCGACGACGAGGAAGUUUUGGACUCCUUGCCAUCCGAGGCCGCGGGGAAUCCUGGGGCGUGGCACGCGUGGAAAGCGCACCGUCGAGGUGGCGCUGGGCCGGGAGACCUGAAACGGGGAAGCCCACAAGCUCGACUCCCUGGUGACUGGCACUGGGAUGGCAUCUGGGCGCGUCGGGUACAGGACGAGAUCGCGGCCAGCCAUUCCGAUCCGAUGUUGUUUGGAAGUUCUGCUCGUGGGAGCGGCGAUGAUAUGAUUCGCUUUUCCCGUUUGGACGAUGCAACCUUGAGCUCGGUGAAGGAGACGAUGGCGUCGGUGGUGAACGUACAUAAACAGUGA
Molecule: messenger RNA, 1023 nt
Organism: Penicillium cinerascens
Lineage: Eukaryota; Fungi; Ascomycota; Eurotiomycetes; Eurotiales; Aspergillaceae
Product: putative ubiquitin-conjugating enzyme
Exons: 4
Coding region: 1-1023 (340 amino acids)
Source: RefSeq, a predicted model, not a curated record